Lytechinus pictus (painted urchin) is the source of this 6533-nucleotide messenger RNA. RefSeq names its product pyruvate dehydrogenase [acetyl-transferring]-phosphatase 1, mitochondrial-like. Gene Ontology annotation, biological process: protein dephosphorylation. Gene Ontology annotation, cellular component: mitochondrion. The record is from RefSeq and is a predicted model, not a curated record. The transcript has a single exon. Gene Ontology annotation, molecular function: [pyruvate dehydrogenase (acetyl-transferring)]-phosphatase activity; cation binding. The coding region runs from base 497 to 2017 and encodes 506 amino acids. Lineage: Eukaryota; Metazoa; Echinodermata; Echinoidea; Temnopleuroida; Toxopneustidae.
AUACCGGUAUGCGACAAAGUCGAAGAAUCUUGUUUGUCGGACCUGGCCCUGGCCUGGAGCUGGAAUUGUCUUUAUAUCCUCGAUCUAAAUUAAGGAACCGUUAUUCACACUGCAAAGGGAUAUUAGUUUGUGCAGCAGGAUCUGAAUCAUUUGGAGGAUAUUUCACUAAAACAUGUUGUUCAUAGCGAUUAAAAGCACCCGUAUUCGAUCCGGCUGACAUUUGCCAUUUGAUCGGUUGUGUCAACGGUGACUACGCCUGACCUUUCCCGGUAUGGGAAGACUGACUUCGGUGAGCUGUAGCCAGGGCCGGGAAUAGCUGCGGCGCGCAGACCUAACUCAUUGACAUUGUAACUACUAGUAUUACUUUCACGAAAACUUGACCUGGCCUUGGUCGGUUUGAAAUGAAUAUUAGAUGACAUGAUUAGCUGAGCUUGGAGACAAAUUGGAAGAAUCAUAGAGUAAUAAAUCACACUUUUUGUGGUUGGGUUGUUUUGCAAUGGCAUGUCAGAUGAGAUUGAGUCUGACUUUGAUUCGUUUGAAAUGUACUAAAACCAACUUUGUUAGCAACUGCCGAAAAGUCCAUAGAAGUAGCGCACAACUGAUAUCCUUUGUACAAAAGGAUAGGAAUGAGAGAUUCAGUUCAUUUAAUGGGAAAUGGCUGACAUUUACACGGAGUUUAGGAACCAGCUCUCAAUCUCAAUACCCAUGGCGUGUGAACCCAGUGCUUACCCCUGAACAGACAAGUGAGGUCCUGCAACAAAAUGAAGUCAGUGUCCAUUUUGAUGAGGAAUCGUCACAAAAAGAUGUGCAGAGAUACGACAGUAAUCAGCUGUUUUCCAACAAGCCAGGAGAGGAUAGAAGAGCCAUUGCAGAGUGUUUGCUGAGCAAUGGGAUUCUUUUUGGCAUUUUUGAUGGACAUGGAGGAACAGCUUGUGCUCAAGCAGUAUCAGAACGUCUGUUUAAUUACAUAGCGGCAGAGACACUUCCUUUCCACACCUUGCCAAAGAUUCUAGCCCAACUUCAGAGUGGAGAGGCGAAUGAAUUAGUAAAGUGGCACAGGCAUCCAAAUGAUUAUAAAUUACAAGCUACUGUCGACCUCUACAAGGAAAGCUUGAUCAAAUAUGUCCAAGCGAAUCUCUCUGUAGAUGUUUUGGAUGAUGAUUCUACUGCAGAUGUCCUGAAAACUGCAUUUGAUCGAUUGGAUAAUGAUUUUUCAACAGAAGCAAUGAGAGCCACAACGGAAUCUCUUGGUAUUGAACCUGUUUUAACAGCUGUCACUGGUUCAUGUGCUUGUGUGGCAUAUGUGGAUGAUCAGGAUCUGUAUGUUGCCAAUGUAGGUGAUUGUCGAGCAGUGUUGGGACGUAAAUCUGAGUAUGGUACAUGGGAAGCAGUCCCUUUAACAGUAGACCACAAUGUGCAGAAUCUAGGUGAAGUGGAGCGAAUAAAGGGAGGGCACCCCUCUCAUGAAUCUACAACUGUGAUCAAGAACGGACGACUUCUUGGUGAGCUGAUGCCUCUCAGAGCUUUUGGUAACAUUCGUUUCAAAUGGACUGCCGAGAUGCAACAGAAACUGAUGCGAACAUUCAUUGGUUAUGUCCCACCCAAGAGUUACCACACUCCUCCGUAUCUUAUAACAACACCAGAGGUGACCUAUCGCAGGUUAACUCCCAAUGACAAGUUCCUUAUUCUUGCUUCAGAUGGUCUCUGGGAUAUGCUGACCAAUGAUAAGGCUGUUCAGCUCGUUGGAGAGCACAUGAAAUCCAUGAAAGCUUCAAGCAGCUAUUCUGUAGAGGAAGGUUCUACGUUGAAAAACAUCAUGGCAGAUCUCAAAGAAAGAAUGGACAUCCUCAAGUCAUUAGACACCAACUCUGCUACACAUCUGAUUCGCUAUGCACUCUGCGGAGUUGCAAAUGACUUUGAUCUGAACAAACUGGCCGAGAUUCUGAGUCUUCCAGAUGCUAUUGCAAGGCAGCACAGAGAUGACAUGACUGUCACUGUCAUUUAUUUUGACUCCUGAAAACCAAUAUUUUUGUGGUGAUGGUGUAGGUGUAGGUGUGUGAGUUAAAGCUUAUCUUACAAUCUCUCUUCUCUCUGACUCAGUCUAAACUCUAUCAAAUACUUUAACAUGCUGGUCAGAAGUUCAGAACCCUUUUGACAAAUUACAGCUUCUAUGAAGUAUAAAUUCUUUUUAGUAGCAUAAUUAGAUUGUUGUGGUCGCUUUUUCAAUAGCAUAUUUUAUGGAGCCCAGAAGAGACUUAAAUUUUAAAGGUCUGAUGAAGUUCUAGUGUAUUUCAAUUCAUGAAUCUUAUUGCAUUUUAUUUGUACUGCACCUGAAUUGCAAUCUGUAAUUUUCAGAGACAGCUGAUGCAUAUAGUGGAACUAGUUUUAUCAAGUUUGCAUUUUUUUUCAAAUCCAGAAUUUAUUAAGGAAUGGGAUCCUUGCAUGUAAGUGAAUGUUUUUAACGAGACAUCUCGUGGUAAUGUUCAGUGCCCAAAGGUAAUAAUAAUAUGCAAUCUGGAUAAUCACUAAUUAAAUUACAGUUAUGAAAGAAGUAAAAUUUAUUAGAAAAUAUUACCACAACAAAACAUGCAGGUUAGCAUGUCCUCAGAAUCCUGUACAUGUAACUACAACUGCAAAGUUGAAAGAAACUGUUAUUAUCUCUCUUGCAUAGCAGAGAGAGACUAUACAUGUACAUGUAGGUGCCGCUUUUCCAACGUCUUGCACGAGUUUCAGGUCACAUGACCGAGGUAAAAGGUCAUUUAGGGUCAGUUAACUUUGACUAUGUUGUACUUUUUAAUGUCAUAACUUUGAAAGUGUAUUUGGCUCUAGUUCAUAAAACCUGGAUAUAGAGGUAAUUAAGUGUCACUUGUACAAGUGUCAGGUCACCUGAUUGAGGUCGAAGGUCAUGUAGGGUAAAUGGACUUAUCAACAUUGAAACCGUAACCAAGGUCAAGUUUUAUCAAUGUUACUAUACAGUACUGAAGCGAUGUCAGUUGCCAUGGUGUCAUGGCAGCCUGGUUCUAAACAAAUGAACCGAAUGAAAGCGUUUGUUUCUCAUAGGUAAAAUGGCUGCUAUGGGAUAAUGGGAAAUUGAUUGCUUGCAACCAAUUUUUCAGACAAGCCAAAGUCAUACAAAUGUGUACUGAUGAUCUUCAGCUGUGACUGUUUAGAACCAGCCUGCCAUGACACCAUGGCAACUGACGUCACUUUUCGAUAAGUACUGUAUAACUUUGAAAGUAAAUAGAUCUAUUGCAUUUUAGGGUGAUGAAGUAUCACUGAUCAUUUUGCCAAAUUUUCAGGUCACAUGAUCGAGGUUAAAGGUCAUUCAUGUUCAAUUUAUCAAUUAACUUAGUAUGUUAACUAGUGUUUUUUUGUGAAUAAUUAUUUGUAAUUAGUUGUUUUCAAAAACAGCGCUGCUGCUAUACUGAACCACAUAAGUAGGCGAGACUGCCAGAGGCAUUCAAAUUUUUAUAAAUAUUAUUAGUUACUUCUCACUCUUUGAGUAAAGUGCUCAAGAAUUCUACAUUGAUGAAAAAGUCAUCGCCAUUUUUUGCAGUAGAUUGCAAACCUGUGUAUUUCACGGCCCUUAUUUAUUGAUAUUUUGAUAGUAUAAGAAAAGUUAUAAUUCAGUGAUAUUUGAGGUUUCCUUGAGCUCUGAGACAUGUAUUCACAAAGCUUUCAUUUAUAUCUACCUCAUGACAAUGAGAAGAAUGGUAUUAAAGGACAGUAAUGUUUGAAAAUUUAAUCCUGAGAGACCUUUGAAUGCACAUGUAAAGGCCUGGUCCCACUUGCCGACGGACACAAAACGAAUUCAUAACAGAUACAGCAGACAAGCAAAAUUUUGGGGUGGCUCCAUCCGUUUUCAUCCGCUUCAGACAAAAUGGGCGAAUAAUGAAAUCACAGUGGACAGAUGCUCAAUGGAUAUAGAGGGUACGAAACACGUAUGCAAAGAGUACACAAUGGAUACAUACAGUAUAACGUUUUCCAAUGGAUGGCAAGAAUGAUUCUUUUCCGUUUUACAUCCUCUCUGCAUCCGUAAGUGCAGUGGGACCAAACCUUAAGACUGUGUACCGUAUAUAAAUUUGUUACUGGUGCUAGAUCUUUCUCUUCAAAGUCUCCUUUAUUCUCCCCAUUCAUGGCCAUACAGUUUGCAGAUUUUUUAAAUUUUUUUAGGGACGAGGGUGCCAGAUGUUUAAAAAAUAUUGAAGAAACUCGAAAGUGAGGGAGCAUCAUGGGGGCUCUUUUGCAUUUAAGUUUUCAAAAUUUUCUGCGCCCCCCCCCACUGCAUACUGUCAUGUCUCCAUUACUACAUGUAUGUACAGUGUACUUUGUUUAUGACUGGAGAUUAAUAGCCUCCCAAUCAGAAAAGAAGGAACAUAAUUUAGGUUAUGCACAGUGCACACAAUAGACCAUGGCAUUCAUUGAAUUGAUCAUUCAUGUUUUUUUUAUAUGAACCCAGAACUACAUGUAUUUAAUUAUUCCUUAUUCCAUUGGUCAUUAGUUAGGCUUUGGGGCUACAUACUGUACAUACAUGUUGCAAUACAGGACAAGCGGAGUGUGCAUUAUUGUUCAAUCUGUUGCGCUAUAAAGCUUGAGAUACUUCACCAAGUCAUCAUAUUUAUAUUCAUUCAAAAGUCGCUCAUGAAAUUUUAAAGAGUGGGGUCUGAGAUGGCAUUUGGGUUGUUUAACAUUUUGUGAAUUUCUAGCGGUAUUAAAUGUACUUAACUUAUUUUAUAAAAUUUGUAUAUAUUUUGGAUUCUUCAACAAACCUAAUAUGCUGCAAGAAAACUUUUGAGAGGCAGUCUAGGGAAAAUUUGUCAUAGUUCAAUGUUUUCAUGAGGGCCCUGUAUGAUGUAAAACUCAUACACCCUUUUCACUAGGAUAUUAUGAAGAAAUGGUGAACAUUUAAAUCAUACUCAACAAACGUGUGAUUUAAUAAAAAAACAAAAAACUUUGACUGUAACUAAUCAGUGAUUUUGCAUGGAGUAUUGGAUGAAUUGAUGAUGUUGAUAUUUUUUAGAAGGUAUACCUGUAUAAAGAUGAGUUGAAUGUAACCCUUUGAUUUAACACUUUGAAUUAAAUUAACAGUGACUGAAAUUUCUAAACCUGUAUCACUCUGCUAACAAAGUCUGUAAAUGAAAUUUAUGAUGUAUAAGUUACAAAGUAAAUGAUUUCAUAUCUGAAAAAUACUUCAAAAUGUCAUAUUUAAUUUUGUCAAUUAUCCAGCAAGUAAGAACUUCCUGGUUUAUCUACCAGUUUUAUGGAGAAAAAGUCACCUAUAUUGUUACUUUUUUUUCUGGAUGCAAUCCUUCUGAAUAUGUACAUGUUAAUGAAUGGUGGAUAAUGAAUUCACCUUAUUUCUUUUUAACCCCUAUUUGUUUAAAUUAUUUUUCAGCUAGGAGUCCUAACUGAAAAAUAAUUUUAGGACCCAAGACAAAAUACUGUAAUAUUGACAUAUUGUGUUAAAGCAGACUUAUAGUUAUUUAUUUUUUUGGAUUUACACUUUACAUGAGAGAUCAUUUUAGCACUGUAUGCGGUCAUUUCCAGUCAUUGACAUAGAUGAAUGCUUGCUACUUAAAGAUUUGUUAUGCAUUACAUGUAACUGACUCCUGUCAUUUCUUGAACUCAGUCAAAAUACCACUAAUAAUAUUGCAGUAUUCUCUUUCUAAGGCUUAUUUGAAUUUGAUCCAGGAGUUCUCAACUAUUCCCUGUAUGAACAUGAGGUUUUUUGUAUUUUUUAAAGUGCUUACCGAUGUGCAUUACUAUAAUAAAUUGCAGUGUUGGUAUACUAAACACACACAGGGUAAGAGAUGAAUGGAGUGUAGUUGCAUGAACCUUGCAAUCAAUUGCGAGUCAGUUGUAGGUCCCAAAAUCAAUCGUAAGACAUGCAAUUAAUUGCUGAUUUGCAAUUGAUCAGUGCUUUGCUUUUUGUAUCAACGUACAUGUAUAAGUCUAUUUGAUUUAGUUGGAAUUGAUUGAUUACUUGUUUUUUUACAACUGUAAUAUGCAAUUAAAUGCAAAUAUUUCCUUGCUACCCCCCCCCCCCCCUAUUGGUAGAUAUACAAUAUGGCACCCUGUGUAUAAUGUCAUUUACAUGUACAUUUAUAAUUAAACUUCUUUAAUCAGUUUACGUUACCUAUAUAGUGAAAAUAUUUUGUAAUGGUCACAUUUUAUAUGCCCUUUUUUGCCAUGAAAUGAGUAUAAAUUGUAUAAUGUACCAGUACAUCAGAACAGUGGAAGCUCAGUUGUCAUGCAGUCAUUGAAAUCUUCAGAAAAACUUCUUUGUAGACAUGGGUCUUGCUAGUUGAUCGUGCUUUUUUCUCAAACAAUUAGAUAUAGGAUUGGGGGUGUGAUUUUUAGUAUUCAAUCUCUUUUUAUACCGAGUUCUCACUAUCCUUUCUCAACUGGAUUGAAAAUCUUCUUUCUUCAUGAAAUAUGCCUGGAAUUAAAAUAUGUUUGUCUGUAUUUGGAAUGUGUUUCUUUGAGGGAAAAUGGAUUGUUAUUCUAUUAAAAGCAUAAUUUUUUAAUUUAAA